Molecule: messenger RNA, 1119 nt
Organism: Pectinophora gossypiella (pink bollworm)
Lineage: Eukaryota; Metazoa; Arthropoda; Insecta; Lepidoptera; Gelechiidae
Exons: 3
Coding region: 92-994 (300 amino acids)
Source: RefSeq, a predicted model, not a curated record
GAUUAUAAAUUUUAUUGUCGUGGCUUUUCCCGUGUUUUGACUUUGUUUCUUCGUAAAUCUUCCCAAAUAAAGUUUUGAAUACAGUUGAAUAAUGUCUGAAAACUCUGAAGGAUAUUAUUUCGACACGAUAUUCUUCGAUGUUAUCGAUUUCUUGAUCGAAUACGAGAAGUUACCGUGUCUGUGGGAUAAAAAUCAUGAGCAUUUCAAAGAUAGGAAGGAAAGGUUAAAGUCUGAGGAGAUACUUGGUGAAAAGCUGGGUAUUCUGGACCUGAAGACGCUUCGGAGGAAGAUAAGAAGUGUACGAGGCACUUACAAUACAGAAAUUAGGAAGAUUAAAACGUCUUUGGAGAAUGGUUGCGAUGUCCAUGCGCCAAAAUUAAGUUGGUUUCCUUUGGCGGAUAGAUUCCUUCGAGUGACUACCGAUUUGUCAUUUGAAUAUUUUCCUCAAUUAGAAAGUGAAGGGGUAUAUAUUACAAAUAAAAAGUUAAUGCAGAAGCUGCCAAGAAAGAAAGGAGUUACCCUCGUAAUGGUACCACAUACAAAGAAACGUAAGAAAACACAAAGUGAAAGUGAGGUAGAAGUUGAGCAAGAUAACACACAAGAUGAGGAGGAAUUUGAAGAAUAUGAAGAGCUGGAAUCAAUUCAGCACGAGUUGAGUAAAGAUGGAGAUUUGAACGUCAAAUUUGAAGCUUUAGAGGACUAUGAAUCGGACCUAGAAUUCAUUGAAAAUUGUUCGACUAAUUCAGUACAAGUUCCGAAACCAAGCAAACAAAAACUGAGUGAGAGCACAAGCAAAGACUUUAGUGAAGUGAUAAAUUAUUUAAAAACAGUAGCAAGUGCAUCGGAGAAUGAAUUUUCGGCAUUCGGUCGUUCCGUUGGAAUUCAGUUGCAAAAUAUGCCUUUAGAAAUAGCGGUGCAGUUGCAAACAGACAUACAAGCUCACAUAACCAAGACUAGAUUAGAAUAUUUAAAAAAAUCUAGUCAAAAUACGUAGCACUAGUGAUUUGUGGUGUUUUAUAAUAAAUUAUUAUUAAGUGUCCAUACCAGUACAUCGGUAUGUUUCAACGUUUUAUGAUUUAAAUCAACUUUAUAUUAAAAAUAAAAAUGAAAUCAAAUAUU